Messenger RNA from Closterium sp. Yama58-4, 1167 nucleotides. NCBI's taxonomy places the organism in Eukaryota, Viridiplantae, Streptophyta, Zygnematophyceae, Desmidiales, Closteriaceae. The record is from the annotation of a GenBank genome assembly.
AUGGUUCCAGUGUAUGCGACCAUGUCAUUCUUCGCGCUAGCUUUUAGCGAGUACGCGAUGUAUUUCAACACCAUCCGAGACGUCUACGAGGCAUGGGUGAUUUACAACUUCCUGUCGCUGUGUCUGGCGUGGGUGGGGGGUCCCGGAGUGGUCGUGACGUCGCUCGCUGGUCGCGUGCUCAAGCCGUCCAUCGUUCUCGGCACCUGCUGCCUGCCUCCCAUGCCGCUUGACGGCCGAUUCAUCCGCCGCUGCAAACAAGGCUGCCUGCAGUUUGUGUUCCUCAAGCCCAUCCUGGCCGCGCUCUCCCUCAUCCUCUACUCGUACGGCCUCUACAACGACGGCAACUUCAGCGCGUUUGACUCGUACCUGUACAUCACGUGCGUCUACAUGCUCUCCUAUUCCGUGGCCAUCUACGCGCUCAUCCUCUUCUACGUCGCCUGCAAGGACCUGCUGCACUCCUUCAACCCCAUCCCCAAGUUCCUCAUGAUCAAAGCCGUCGUCUUCCUCACCUACUGGCAGGGAGUCAUCAUUUUCCUCAUCGCCCACUUCACAGCCAGCCCAGAGGGAGCAGCGGACCUCCAAAACGUAAUCAUCUGCUGCGAGAUGGCGCUAGGCGCAAUUGGCUUCAUGAUUGCAUUCCCCGUCAAACCCUACAUGGUCGCGAACGUGGGCACGUCAGGGGCCGGGCCGAUGGAUUUCCAGGGGUUCGGGCUUGCAGGGCUGGGCCUGGCGAACAUGACUGAGGAGCAGAGGAGCGCGCUGAUUGCGGCGUUUAAGCAUUCUGUCAAUAUGGGGGAUGUGGUGAGCGAUACGGUUCACCAGUUCGCGCCAACCUACCAUGACUAUGUGCUGUACAGCGAUGGGUCUCAGGACAAGCCCCAGCACUACCGCACCCGCACCUUCGUGCCAGCAGGCAAGGAGAUGGAGAAUGCGCGUCGCAUGGGGCAGACCUUCAGCUCGGGCCGCACGGGGCUACUCACAGCCGAGGCCACCGCCUCGGAGCGCCGCUUUGCCAACCUCUUCGCCUCCAUCACUCCUGGCGCUGCUGCUGGCGCUGCCGGGGCGGCAAGCAAGAAAGAGAACGAGUUUGGGUUUCUGAUGAAUGAGGAUGAUAUGAUUGAGGAGGGAGAUCCUCGACUUGACCUUGAGGGGUUUGUAACUGGGUAA